Messenger RNA from Prunus avium (sweet cherry), 2805 nucleotides. Lineage: Eukaryota; Viridiplantae; Streptophyta; Magnoliopsida; Rosales; Rosaceae. The record is from RefSeq and is a predicted model, not a curated record.
AUGGGCGUAUCAGUCAUUGCAGAUACACCCAUCAUCGGCUUUCAGAAGAAGGACUUGAUCGGGCUUGAUCUCCCGUAUAAUGACGCCCUAGUAAUCUGCAUCCAAAUUGAACAAGCUAUGAUCGAGCGAGUUCACGUGGACGAAGGUAGCGCAGCCAAUAUCCCGCAACUAUCUGUUAUCCAGCAGAUGGGAUUAGAGCCCAAGAUCAGCAAACUUGCCAAAUCACUCACCAGCUUCAAUGGGGCCACAUCAAUCACUAUUGGAACAAUUGACCUAGACGUCCACUCACCCCCAGUGGUCUACUCGCAAACCUUCAUGGUCAUCGACGAGGUCUCUCCCUACAACGGAAUCUUGGGCCGACCAUGGAUCAGCAAUAUCGAAGCCAUCACGUCUGCUCUACACCAGAAGAUCCGCUACCCCAUCCCUGGGGGCGGGAUCAGGCAGAUCAACAGUGACCGAGCCAUGGCAAGGAGAUGCAUAGCCCAAGGGCUCAAGAAGUGCAAGCGGUUGCAGUUCACACCAAGAAGCAAGCCCGAACGGGAGGGAAGUUGCUACCUCACAAUAGUAAUUAAGGAGCCAGGAUCAAGGCGAGGGAAUCCGCCGGAAGACUCCCCUGAAAAGGAUUGGAAGUCUGAGGAUGACGUUGAGUUAGUACACCCUGAUCCUCGCCUGCUAGACAAAGAAGCGCAGAUCGGCUCGCGCCAGAAUCCAGACGAUAAGGAAAGUGACGAGGGAAUCCGCCCGGAAGGCUCCCUUGAAGAAGCCGAGAUCGAUAAGCUUCUAGCUGCCGGCUUCAUUGAAGAGGUCUCCUACUCAGAAUGGCUGUCCAACAUUGUUUUGGUGGCGAAACAAGAAAAGGGCAAGUGGAGAGUUUGCGUCGAUUACACCGACCUCAACAAAGCCUGCCCUAAAGACAACUUCCCACUGUCGAGAAUCGACCAGCUCGUGGAUUCAACUUCCUGCAAUCAGCUGCUCAGCUUCAUGGAUGCCUACUUAGGCUAUAACCAAAUCCUGAUGCACGAAGAUGAUAAGGCGAAGACCUCUUUCAUCAUCGAGAGAGGGACCUACUGCUACAAGGUCAUGCCCUUUGGGUUGAAGAAUGCCGGAGCAACAUACCAAAGGCUCGUGAAUAAAAUUUUCAAGGAACAAAUCAGCAAAACCAUGGAAGUUUACGUGAACGACAUGCUGGUCAAAGCCCCUAAGCGAGCAGACCACAUCAAGAACCUCACUGAGGCAUUCAGCCUGCUCCGCCAGUAUCGCAUGAAGUUGAAUCCAAGUAAAUGCACGUUCGGUGUAUCGUCCGGCCGGUUCCUGGGAUACCUAGUCACUCAACGAGGUAUCGAGGCGCACCCACGCCAAAUCAAGGCAAUUCUCGAUAUGAAGUCACCAUCAACAGUAAAGGAAAUUCAAAGUCUGACGGGCAGAGCAGCGGCCCUCAACCGAUUCCUCUCGAGAUCUACCGACAAGUGCAGACCAUUCUUCAAAGCUUUGAAGAAAGGACAAAAAGAAAAAUGGGACGAGGAGUGCGAAGAAGCUUUCCAGAAUCUAAAGACUUACCUCACUUGUGCGAAGAAGCUUUCGAGAUCUACCGACAAGUGCAGACCCCUACUCUCAAAGCCAGUUCCUGGUGAAGACUUGUUCGUGUACCUGGCAGUGUCCAACUCGGCCAUCAACUCAGCUCUCAUCCGAGAAGAACUGGGGGCCCAACAUCCGGUAUUCUACACGUCAAAAGCCCUUCUCGAUGCAGAGACUCGCUACCCAAAAUUGGAGAAGCUCAUUUUGUCCCUUGUAGUUUCCACGAGAAAGAUGCAACCUUACUAUCAAGCUCACCGAGUCAUCGUCAUGGCCGACUUUCCUUUGAGGUCAAUCCUCCACAGCCCUGACGCGUCUCAACGACUCAUGAAGUGGGCUAUAGAGCUAAGCCAAUACGACCUCCUCUACCGGCCGAAAACUGCAAUAAAAGCCCAGGCUUUGGAAGACUUUGUCGCAGAAUUCACGUCAUCGGCCGAAGAAGAGAAGCUGGUCAGCAAAAAAAAGGAAAGUUCGAGAGCAGACAAGACCUCCGCUGAACCUGACCAACCCAAAGACAUGUGGCAGUUCCGUGUAGACGGAGCAUCGAACCAAAAAGGAGUUGGAGCAGGCGUCGUCAUCAUCACCCCGGAUGGAACCUUGUUGGAGCAAGCUAUCACGCUUGGCUUCCCAGCCUCAAAUAACGAGGCAAAAUAUGAGGCAUUGCUCGCUGGCUUGCGCUUGGCGAAGGAGCUGUCAAUCAAGAAGCUGGCCAUCUACUCAGAUUCCCAGCUGAUCACAAAUCAAGCCUCAGGAGAAUACAUGGUGAAGCACCCAAGGAUUAUCAUGUACCUUGACAAAGUUCAGGAGCUAUUGAAGGCGUUUCCUACCUUCACCAUCCAACAAGUGCCUCGAGCAGAGAACGCGCACGCAGAUGCACUGGUAAACUUAGGAUCAGUGCUUGAUACCCAGUUCAGACACUCUAUCCCGGUCGAGCACCUUGACCAGCCAAGCAUAGAAGAGGCAGAGCAGCCAAACCUGAUGCAGAUCGACGAGGAUCCUAGCUGGCAAGACUCUAUCAUUGACUACCUAGUUAACGAAAACUUACCCAAGGACAAGUCUGAGGCCAGAAAAAUCAAACAGAAGGUUGCGAGAUACUACAUGAAAGGCGACAUGCUUGUUUGCAGAUCAUACUCUGGCCCUCAUCUUACUUGCAUCAAGUACCCGCAGACACUCGAGGUUCUCUGUAAAAUCACGUUGGGGGCAGAUCGCUUGCCCAGAAGGCUCUCAGCAUAA